Messenger RNA from Alternaria arborescens, 828 nucleotides. RefSeq lists its product as hypothetical. The coding region runs from base 1 to 828 and encodes 275 amino acids. The record is from RefSeq and is a predicted model, not a curated record. NCBI's taxonomy places the organism in Eukaryota, Fungi, Ascomycota, Dothideomycetes, Pleosporales, Pleosporaceae. The transcript has 2 exons.
AUGGCAUCUCCCUCGACAACGUGGUCUAUCACACUGCUGACAGAAUUGCCGAACCCCAUUCCCACAACUGGGUUUCACGGAUUUGCCUCCGAUGAUUUCGUUUGCCAGCCUAGCGCCUCAAAAAACGGGACACCGAACAAUCCAUCAAGUUCGCUCAAUACCUCAGUAGUGCCGCGACCCUUGACAUCAGAAACCAGCAGAACCUCCUCGACUGCGCCACCUAGUGAUCCGGCGCCCAACACUUCCAGCACAGGUAUUGGGAGCGGUGCAAUCGCUGGCAUAGCAAUCGGCGGUGUUCUCAUCCUCGCUCUGAUAAUAGGUGGCUGGUACUUCUGGCGCCGCAAGAAGCGGAGUGCGCAACAACCUAUAUCCACUCUUACCGACGAUGAGCUAGCAAGAAGAGAAGGUGAUGGUGACAAGAUCGUCCUUGGACCGCACCAGGCUGCUCCAACAACCGGCGCAUAUCAAACACAAUACCAAGAGAUGUCUGGCAACGGCCUCGCUCAAGAACUCGAUCGCUCACACUCGUACAAACACGCGAUAGGCGGAGCGCAUGAGCUCAAGGCUGACGACCGACCGGGAGAACUACCAUUCGCUGGGAUAGAGGAACACGGGUCAACGAAUGACCUUGGCGUGGCUGACGGAGGAGGAUCCGAAGUGACCCAAGUGCCGCAAACGACUCAUACUGCCACGCAGGCACCGCAGGUUUCUCCACACGUGGAAGCUCAGAGACGCAGGAAAGUAGAAUGGUUAGAGGCAGAAGAGAUGAGAAUGAGACAGCGACGGGAAGCGCUUUUACAACAGAGUGGUGGAAAGACUGAACAGUAG